Amaranthus tricolor (Joseph's coat) is the source of this 975-nucleotide messenger RNA. RefSeq lists its product as uncharacterized. Gene Ontology annotation, biological process: maturation of SSU-rRNA from tricistronic rRNA transcript (SSU-rRNA, 5.8S rRNA, LSU-rRNA). Bases 233 to 802 code for a protein of 189 amino acids. The record is from RefSeq and is a predicted model, not a curated record. Lineage: Eukaryota; Viridiplantae; Streptophyta; Magnoliopsida; Caryophyllales; Amaranthaceae. The transcript is spliced from 5 exons. Gene Ontology annotation, cellular component: nucleus.
CUGGACUUUUGAAAACGUCUUUUGUUCUGUCCUUCUUCCUCUUUCAUCUCACUUUCAUUUUCCUGUCCUUCUUUCAUUCUGAUUCCGCCUCCAAUCUCUCCCCAACCCUUCUUCUUCUUCUUCUUCAAAUCUCUUCAACAUCAACCUUGAGUUUUAGAUCUUUCUACUCUUCAAGAAAGAGGAACUCCUUUAUAAGGUGGCUUAUCAAGACGCUCUUUAGGUGUUGAACAUUAUGGAAGUGUCGAAGAGAUCAAGGCUUACUUAUGAUGCCGUUCAUCAUUUACAAGAAGGGAUAUCAAUUGUUUUUUCACGUUGGGUAGAGAUUCAAGAUGCAGUGAAUUUUGGAUUUGCAGGACCUUAUUCUCGUGAAAAAGCAGUCAAAUUUGAGUCUUGUGUUUUUAAAUUCUUCAUCCAACCAACCAAAAAACGAAAAGCAACUCUAUACGUUGACGAUUUGGAAAAUUUGCUUAUAGAGAACCUUAAUUCUAUAGGCGUAGUUCCAUGCCGUACUAUUGUUGAAGAGGUAGCAGAACUACUAAUGAAAAUGUAUGAAGAGUGCUUAGAAGGUAAUUACCAAUCAAUUCAAAAGCUUAGGGAACCAGCAGUACCCAAUGAAAUUCAGCCUAUCAAGUUGGUUGACGAUCACGAGGACGUUGACGAUCUUGGUGAAGACGAAAGUCCAAACAUGAUGAUGAUAGAUAAUUUUCCAAAUCAAGAAGUUGCUCCCCAGUCUAUGGAGGUGGAUGAUGGGUGGGUUACUGUUACCCGACGAAAGAAUAAGGGCAAGGGUUUGAAAAAAUAGGUUGGACUCUAGAUAAUUCUAUUGUGGUGGUUGACUUUCAAUGUAAGCUUAAGGAUGCAUUUGAUUUUAUAAUUGAUUUUAUUUAAAGUUUGGAUGAGUUGUCACUAAACAUCUCCAACUUUACGUUUUUAUUUAUGUGAAAUUCUACAUGAUAAAACUGUGGUUUGGCUAAA